Molecule: messenger RNA, 1517 nt
Organism: Eremomyces bilateralis CBS 781.70
Lineage: Eukaryota; Fungi; Ascomycota; Dothideomycetes; Eremomycetales; Eremomycetaceae
Exons: 1
Coding region: 341-1207 (288 amino acids)
Source: RefSeq, a predicted model, not a curated record
GGCACUUGGCUACUGGUAUUUUGAGGAGAACCCGAAUUUAUAUCAACCAAUUUUACAUCCACAUGCCUCGGAGUCGUUUUUGGGUCGCUUGCUUUCUCCAUUCCAGUGGUGCUUGGCUAGGGUCAAGGCUGAACUGCUCCGCCUCAGAACAGCAUUUUGGAUAGGAGCCAAGUUGAAAGGCACUGCCUUCCUCAAAGCAAGAUAUCAUGCCCUAACUAGUCGGAAUAUCGCUAUAAUUGAACCUGGACGGGCAUGCUUGUUGAAACAUUUCAUCCUCUUCUGAAAUCAAGGGUGUUAGUAUACCGUACACCACUGAAUUGUGACUUUGCACCAAGCAACGAUGGCGACGAGCGGAACCUUGCAUUUGCUCAUCAGUAACUGUUCACGCCUUGAAAUAGAAAUCCAGUCAACCUCAGCGUCGAAGACUCUUCCGGAAGCCAAACAACUAGAAACAAUAUUGCACGCCGUGCUGGAGACACUCCAAACAAUUCAACAGGACAUGAACGACGCUGAACUGGAUUCACUGAGACCUCUAUUUUCCGCGUGCACAAAGUUAAUGCCUAUUUUGGACGAGAAGGUGAAAGCCAUGGGUCGGACUAGCCCACUCCGGUGGUUCUCGUCGAGGUCGGGUAUUACAACGCUGGUGGGGGAGCUGCAGGGUAUCAACACUGCACUGCUCAGGGAGAAAGAUAGCCAGUGUUCAUCAAAAGGUCUGGCGCCGUCCAGCCAUGGUCCUCCACCUCGAUACGCUGAGGCGACAUCGACGUAUACGAACCUUCAACCAGGCCAAGGAAUUGCAUCUCCAGCAUCUAAUUUCACCGCCAUGCCUGACUGGGGGUCGGCAGUAGAAGAAAUGGAUACUAGAGCACUGAUACCGGAGGACCAUACGCGGAAGACUGGCGGAUUUCGAGCGUUAGGUGAUCUGAAUAGGUCGAAAGGUGUGACAUUCUCGUACCUCUCAUGUUACAGGUACCGAGGGAAGAACCGCUUCUGUGCCAUUUGGGAGGAGGAUGGACCAGAAACAAUACCGUUCCUUGGGCAUGAUCGCAACGGGAUUUGUGGGGCAAUCGAAACCCUGAAUGAUUGCAUCUGGCGAGCGUCGACAUCAUAUAUCGAUGUCCAGGACAACGUCCGAUAUGCGUCGCUGUUUGAGAAACAGCCAUCGGUGGUUUUACGCGAUCGAAAAUCGGAGUUUGUGUUGGAGUAGUCUGAAUCCGACUUCUUCAUAAGCAGCAGAGCGUUUCGGGACCGCGGAAUGGAAUGUACAAGCAUUGAGAUCCAAACUACCGGAACUCGAGGAUCUUUAUAUACGUCUCGCUGGGAGUCGAUCAACACGAGAUAUACCACAGUCCUGUUGCACACCGCUUACGAGAAGGGGAUUUCUCCAGGCCGCCCAUUGUCGAAUGACGAGUUCAUGGCACGGGUGAAAGUGCUUUUGGAGAAAGGGUUUAAUAUUGACGGGGGCAUCUGCACUUACGAGGGUGCAAACACCGGCUGUCCCAGAUUCGCGUGUGUUA